AUGAAAAAAUCAGAAAUAGAAUCAUUGUUUGUUAAGUUAUGCCAUGUUGAAAAGGAAAGUAGGGAUAGAGGAAUAAAUUUACUUUAUGAUUACAUAAGUAAAAAUAAAAAAGUUCUUAAUAAGCGUAAAAUAACAUAUAUUUGCAAAGGAUUAUUUUAUUACUAUUGGUUAUGUUAUUCUAUUACUGAACAAAAAAAAGCGGCUUUGAAAAUAUGUAGAUUAAUACAUAUAAUUGAUAAUAAAAAAAAUGUUUUUGUAUUUUUGCAAUGCUUUUUAAAUGUUAUGUCAACAAAAUAUAAUAAUUUAGAUAUACAUCGUUUAAAUAAAUUUUUAUUUUUAUUCCGAGUUUUUCAAGCUGAAUUUUUAAUGUUUUUGCAUAAUAACUCAUGGAAUAGUAGUUAUAUUAAAAAAUAUAAUAAAAUAAUUUUAAAUAGUUUUGAUGAUACAAAUGAGCUUUUUUAUAAUUAUAUAGACACUUUUUUUGAAGAAUUUUUAGGUAAUGAACAUUUUUUAGAAACAAAAAAGGAAAAAAUAAAUUAUGAUACAAAACAAUUUUUAUUAUUGGUAGACCCUUUCUUUAAAAUUGUAUGUGCAACAGAAAAGAAAUAUAUAAUUGACUUAAUAAGAAAUAAGAUUUUUAAUAAAAUAGUAAAAAUGGAUAUAAAGAAAAGUCUUUUAAAAAAGAAAAUUAAUAAAUAUUUACUGAAAUGUAAACAUAAAUAUGGGGUGAAAAUUUUAAAAAAUAUGUACAAUUUAUCCAUUUUUGCCAAAAAAAAAAAUAAAAUAAAAAAUGAGAUAAAAAAUAAAGUUCCUAUUUUUAUUGAAAACUGUGCCAAACAGGCAGAAAAAAAAGAGUUAGCUAAUGAAGAAAAAACUGACAGUGAAUUACCAUAUAAAAAAAGUGGAAAAAUUAGAAAUGACUGUCUUCUAUAUAAUAAAAAGAUGUUACAUAAAAAAAAAAAUAAAAAAAAAUUGAAAGUAUUAAAAGAUAUAAACAUAAAAAAUGAAGUUAUUUGUGAAGAUCAAGAUAAAAAAAAUAUUUUAAAGAGAAAAAGUGGGAUAUGUUCUGAAAAAAGAAAAAAAAAAAAGACGAACAUGAAAAACAUAAAAGUUGGUGAAAAAUUGACUUCUGACAUAAGUUUGAUAAAAAAAUGCAAAAAGAAUUUAAAAAAAAAAAAAAAAAUGAAUACUAUAGCAAAUAUAUGUAAAAAAAAAAAAAAUGAAAUAGAUAAUAAUAAUAUAAAUAAUUUAGAUAAAAACAAUAAAAAAUGUUUUUCAUAUAGUAUUAAUGAGAAUAAAAAAAAGUCAAAAUUAAAAAUUUAUGCUUUUAAUGAACCAGCAUUGAAUGGAAAAAAAAAAGUUUUACAAGAAAAUAAUUUAAUAAAAGAAGAAAUAAUGAAAAUAAAUGAGAAAAAAUGUAAUUUACAAGUUAAGAAAAUACCAUUAAGUAAAAAUAAAACAAAAAUACAAAACAAAAGUUCAGACCAUGCAAUAAAUGGUACAAGUAACACCUAUGUAAAACCAAAAAAAAGUAAAAUAAUGAAAUUGAAGGAAAUAAAAUUAAAAAAAGAUAAUGAUAAAGAAAAAAAAAAAAGUAAUAUGGAGAAUAAAAUUGAUAAAAAUUUGCAAAAUGAGAUGUCAGAAAAAGGUAACAAUAGUUUAGUUAAAAAAACAAUUUUAAAAAAAGGAAAAACAAAAUCCGUUGUAACAAAAAAGGUUCACUUCAAUUUAAAAAAAAAUACAAUUGAAUAUAUUCCGCGGAAUAAAAAAAAAAGUGUUAAUUCAUUUUUUUUUUUAGAUAAUUUUCGCAACUUAAUGAAUAUCCCUUCAUUUUUAUAG
Messenger RNA from Plasmodium relictum, 1839 nucleotides. RefSeq names its product nucleolar protein Nop52, putative. Gene Ontology annotation, cellular component: preribosome, small subunit precursor. Gene Ontology annotation, biological process: rRNA processing. Lineage: Eukaryota; Apicomplexa; Aconoidasida; Haemosporida; Plasmodiidae. The coding region runs from base 1 to 1839 and encodes 612 amino acids. The transcript has a single exon. The record is from RefSeq and is a predicted model, not a curated record.